Messenger RNA from Drosophila yakuba, 4232 nucleotides. RefSeq names its product protein held out wings (gene how). Gene Ontology annotation, biological process: regulation of mRNA splicing, via spliceosome. Gene Ontology annotation, cellular component: nucleus. The record is from RefSeq and is a predicted model, not a curated record. The transcript has 8 exons. Bases 324 to 1523 code for a protein of 399 amino acids. Gene Ontology annotation, molecular function: mRNA binding. Lineage: Eukaryota; Metazoa; Arthropoda; Insecta; Diptera; Drosophilidae.
UUCUUUUUCUCUUUCUUUGCGCACGGUUCAGUGGUAGGAAAACUAGGAGGAAUCGUUCAGUAAAGUCCCGAGAUCCGUUCGCUAUUCCCCGACUCGAAUAAAAUCCAUAUACACAUAUAUAUCAAAUAAACAAAGGAAAGGAGUCCUCAGAAAGAGAAUAACGUGUUAAAAGUAGCAAAAACCAAUUAAAAAAAAGAAGUGUGCAAUAAGUAAAGAAAGCAGAGACCCAAGGAAAGUUGAAAGUUCAAAACCAGAAUCUCGUCGAGAACAAAACAAAAAGUCCCCAAAAACACAAACACACACACACACACGCACGCAACAAAAUGAGUGUCUGUGAGAGCAAAGCCGUUGUGCAACAGCAACUGCAGCAGCACUUGCAGCAACAGGCAGCCGCAGCAGUUGUUGCGGUCGCGCAACAGCAGCAGGCUCAGGCCCAAGCUCAAGCCCAAGCCCAAGCCCAGGCGCAGCAGCAAGCGCAGCAGCAGCAGGCGCCGCAGGUGGUGGUCCCCAUGACCCCGCAGCACUUGACCCCGCAGCAGCAGCAGCAGAGCACACAGAGCAUCGCCGACUAUCUGGCCCAGUUGCUCAAGGACCGCAAGCAGCUGGCCGCCUUCCCCAACGUCUUCACCCACGUCGAACGCCUGCUGGACGAAGAAAUUGCACGCGUGCGCGCCUCACUGUUCCAGAUCAAUGGGGUCAAGAAGGAGCCCCUCACCCUGCCCGAACCCGAGGGCUCUGUGGUGACGAUGAACGAGAAGGUUUAUGUGCCAGUGCGCGAGCAUCCAGAUUUCAACUUUGUCGGUCGCAUUUUGGGACCCCGUGGCAUGACCGCCAAGCAAUUGGAGCAGGAGACCGGCUGCAAGAUCAUGGUCCGAGGCAAGGGCUCCAUGCGCGACAAGAAGAAGGAGGACGCCAACCGUGGCAAGCCCAACUGGGAGCAUCUGUCCGAUGACCUGCAUGUCCUGAUAACCGUCGAGGACACCGAGAACCGUGCCACAGUAAAGUUGGCCCAGGCCGUAGCCGAAGUACAGAAGUUGCUCGUGCCGCAAGCCGAAGGCGAAGAUGAGCUAAAGAAACGUCAACUCAUGGAAUUGGCGAUUAUUAAUGGCACUUAUAGGGACACAACAGCGAAAUCUGUCGCAGCUUUCUCAUGCGUUGGCUCUGCUUCUUAUCUGUAUCCCGCAGUGUGCGAUGAGGAGUGGCGCCGCCUGGUGGCCGCCUCCGAUAGCCGCCUGCUGACGUCCACCGGCCUGCCCGGCCUUGCCGCCCAGAUCCGUGCACCCGCCGCCGCCCCGCUGGGCGCCCCAUUGAUACUGAAUCCCCGGAUGACCGUCCCCACAACGGCGGCCAGCAUAUUGUCCGCCCAGGCAGCUCCGACAGCCGCCUUCGACCAGACCGGCCAUGGAAUGAUCUUCGCACCGUACGAUUAUGCGAACUACGCCGCCCUAGCCGGCAAUCCUCUGCUCACGGAAUAUGCUGAUCAUAGCGUUGGUCGAUAUAUGCAUGCCGGCUCCGUCUUUUGAACUUCUUUUUCUCACUCUCUAUUAUUUUUCCCUUGAACAAAAGCAACAAAAACAGAGAACGAUUUGUAGAGGAAAACCCCACAUAAAAUGUUUAGCUUAAAGUUAUGAAGUUACAGUCACACACAAACUGAAACAGAAUUAUACACACGCACAUAAAUGUAUAGACUGUAUAUAUUUUAAAAAUUAUAUAUUUACCUAGAGACAAAAACCAUAAGAGUAAAACGGCACAUCAAACAGGAAAACAGAAAUACUCAAGAAAAUACAAGCAAAGAAUUAAACUACAACAAAAAUUAUUGCUCGACAAUGAAUUUGCUUUUUUAUGUUGUUUAUUAGAUUUUAGGCCGCAAUGCAACACACAUUUCUGCAAUAUGCAAUAUUGGCAAAAAUAAGUGAUUUUUAGGCCCUUAAAUUGUAGUUGCUUUAAUCUUAACUAUAAAACUAUAACCUACAUAUAUGAUUUUCCACCCGAAACAUUUUUAUAUGAGUAUAUUCUAGUUGAGAACAACAACAACAGCGGCAUCCAAAGCAAGUUGUUGAUUUUCGUUUUUUGGAACCCAUGAGUAUUCAAAUUAAAGAGGGCUAAACUUUAUCAUUUUCUCUUCUGAUUAAUAACCCUAUUUUAGUUUUUUUUUUUUAAUUGUGGUAUGAGGGUCGAGUCGUAAGUGCAAUCUAGUUAAGUGUCUGUUUUUUAUGUAGUUUAUGUAGUGAGUGUUGCGAUGGGGGGACAGUAUUUAUGCACAAAUGUACCUAACGAAGAGCGAAAAGGAAACCGUUUCAAUUUUUCCAGCCAGUGCCAUUUCUCGUCAAAACCGUAUACUUUGAACAGAAUUGCAGAAAAGCUUUUUUUUUAUAUAUAUACACAUAUAUUUAAAUAUAUAACUCUUAGUGGAAAGGAGCCUUGAAUCAAGUUGGUGCUUAAAUAAUAAUAACUUCAGUUAGUUCUAAGUUUAGUCGAGGCUCAAAGGCAGCCGUCCAAGAACAUAAACCAGAAACCAGAAACCAUUAUCCAGAAUCAAUUGAAUGCACGACUAGUCAGCAAGCUGGAGGAACAAAAUGCAAUAUAUGAUUCGGGAGAAUAAUCAUUUCUAGAACAUUUAGCAAUAAACUCGAGACGAAUUACCUAGGCUUAGCGGCUUGAAAAUCACUUAUUUUGCAGCCAAAUCAAAUCAAAUCAAAAAAAAAAAAAAAGAAAAUACAAAAAAAAUUUAAAUCAGAACAGAUCAAAUAUCGAAUACACAAGCGCAUAUAUAAACGACUCAUUCCAAAGAAGCAGAGAAUUUAAAUGUUACAAAGUUAAAAAAGAAUACAGAUUACGAAAAACAGGUCGAUAAUUCCCCCUCAGUUGGCAAUUGGCUUCCAGCAAAGGCAGCACAGCUUCAGUUUUGAGCAAGCAAAUGGUAGAUGUAAGGACGAUGUAUGCAAUAUGCAAUAUCUAUUAGACCUAAGUUGUACCCUGUAGCGAUGAUGUUCACAUCUAUAUUUAUACAUAUGCAAUCUAUAUGCAAACCUAUAUGCAAACCCAUAUCUACAUGUAUCGUAUCGUAUAUUUUAGUAGGCGCCAUUAAGCAGCAGCGUCGUUUGGCGACUAACCGCGAGCAUCCCUAUCAGCGAGCAACGGUCGGAGUGCCAGCCAAGCCGGCGGGUUUCAUCGAGAUACAGUAAAUACUAAAUACAAUGCAGAGUGAAUCUCGAGAUAAGCGUAGCUUUGCACUAUAACUCAGAAUGUAACACUUUAAAAUCACAACAUCAUAUCGGCGAAAGCAACUUUAGAAACUUUUAAUCAAUAAUGUACGAAAAAGAACAGAAACCCUUUUAUGAACAACGGAAAUCGAACGAUUGUGUUUGCCUGACCCCACAUUUGAUUGCGUUCAUCAGGCGACCGAGCGAUCACUUUAGUUCAAUUAUUUUAAAAUUUUUUGCUAUUUAUUUUGAUACAAAUGCUGCUCAUAACUGAACAUCCGCACCUCCCCCGCAAAUCCACACUGUAUAUCCGAUGAAACCUGGCCGGAAACGUUGGCCUGGCCUGGCCGCUCUGCCCUGAUAAUGGGUUCUGAAAAAGAAUUUUCAAGCGCACCGCCUCCACAGGUUAGUUGUGUUUCUACUCCUUUAUUUAUUUUAUCAAACUAUUAUUUUCUUUAUGUGUUAUCUUAUACUCGGAAUAAAAUGCAAAUGAGCGCCAGAACGCUUUGCAUUUUAUUUCGAUUGCGAGUUUUGAAACAACAAACAAAACAAAAUUUUGAUAAAAAACAAAAGUACAGACACAUGCAAAAUCUAUCAGUACAUUUUUAAGCUGAAGAUAAAGAGUUUAUUAUCAUUUGAUAUGAGUAUAAUUAUACACAAAUUUGUAUAUUAGUUUUCCUUUGUUUUCACGUUGACUUGUGCCUUUGAUGUUUUACAUACAAACAAGAGAUAAAAGAAAAAGUUAGAAAAAAAAACAAACAAAAAAAUGAACAGUUUAGUAGAUUUUAUUUGUAUUACUGUUGGAUAAGCCAUAUACCCUAUUUUAAAAACGCUCUUUACGAGAUAUGAAUUUUACAUGUGUAUCUUAGGCCUAAGUCCCCUGUUUAGUCGUUUAAGAAUAUAUGAUUAUUUUGUAUUACGCGUUCGAAUGUAAAUGUUGCAAUUGAACCGAAAGUGUACCACAAAGAAAUAAAGAUCAAUGAUUUUUGUUGAAGUAAAAACAGAAACCUUCAAAAAAAAAAAAAAAAA